This is a messenger RNA of Gopherus flavomarginatus (Mexican gopher tortoise), 961 nucleotides long. RefSeq names its product olfactory receptor 10A7-like. Gene Ontology annotation, cellular component: membrane. Gene Ontology annotation, biological process: G protein-coupled receptor signaling pathway. Gene Ontology annotation, molecular function: olfactory receptor activity; G protein-coupled receptor activity. The transcript has 2 exons. The record is from RefSeq and is a predicted model, not a curated record. Lineage: Eukaryota; Metazoa; Chordata; Testudines; Testudinidae. Bases 1 to 945 code for a protein of 314 amino acids.
AUGGCGAACGCAGAACAGGGAAAUGAAACGUCCAUCACAGAAUUCAUCCUCUUGGGAUUCAGCAAUCUCCCUGAACUGAAAAUCCUUCUUUUCCUGUUGUUUCUAGUGGUCUACAUUGCAACCAUGGCCGGGAACAUCCUCAUUGUGGUGCUAAUUGUGGUCGAUCAGGACCUUCACACACCCAUGUACUUCUUCCUGGGGAACUUGUCGUGCUUGGAGACCUGCUACUCCUCCACCAUCCUACCUAGGAUGCUGGCCAGUCUCCUGUCUGAGGUUAGAACUAUUUCAUUCAGUGGAUGUCUCACACAAUAUUAUUUCUUUGCUUCUAUGGUUGCCACCGAAUGCCUUCUCUUAUCGGUGAUGUCUUAUGAUCGGUAUUUAGCCAUAGGCAAACCACUGCACUAUGCAGCCCUUAUGAGUGGCAGGUCUUGCUUCCAGCUUGCAGUUGGAUCUUGGAUAGGUGGCUUCCUAGUUAGUAGCAUAACAACACUGUCAACAUCCCAGUUGUCUUUCUGUGGUCCCAAUGGUAUUGACCAUUUCUUUUGUGAUCUUAUCCCCCUUGUAAAGCUCUCCUGCAAUGAUCCUCAGCUCAUGGAAAUGUUGGCUUUCACACUCAGCUUUAUUUUCUUACUGGUCCCAUUCCUACUUACCUUGAUGUCCUACAUCUACAUCAUUUCAACCAUCCUAAGAAUCCCUUCUACCACGGGGAGGCAAAAGGCCUUUUCUACCUGCUCCUCCCACCUCAUUGUGGUGACCAUAUAUUAUGGAACUCUACUGAUUGUCUAUAUGUUCCCAAUGACCAACACAGUGAGAGACUUCAAGAAAGUUCUCUCUGUCAUCUACACUGUCCUGACUCCCCUGGUCAAUCCCCUCAUCUACAGCCUGAGAAACAAAGAGGUCAAGGAGGCUCUGAGGAAAGCUAGCAGGAAGUUCAUGUUUGGAUGAUGCUAAUUGAUUAGUU